AUGGUGCAUUUCCCCCAGAAUCGGUUUGUUAAACUAGAGACUACCGCUCAGAUAGUUCUUCAACUAGGGGAUGGUGGUAGCCCCGCAGGCCAAACCUUGGUAAAUGAAACUGCCUGCAAGCUGUAUGGGUUCGCAGUAGAGAUCUCCGACACCGGAAGAUACUUUCGAGACCAGCACGGAUUCCGUGAUGAUGGCAUGCGCGAGGUUAUGGGAGCAACUGAGCUUGAAAACCAAGUCGAUGGGGUUCUUGAUGAGUCGAGACAUCAUGAAUAUCAAGCUUUCUCAUGCAAUAAAUGUGACUUUCAACUUAGCCGAGGUAAUUAA
Molecule: messenger RNA, 324 nt
Organism: Penicillium odoratum
Lineage: Eukaryota; Fungi; Ascomycota; Eurotiomycetes; Eurotiales; Aspergillaceae
Exons: 2
Coding region: 1-324 (107 amino acids)
Source: RefSeq, a predicted model, not a curated record